AUGCAAUGUCAAUCGUUAACUUCUGUCUUCUUGUUCUUACAUUUUCAUCCUCUCUCUCCUUCUUCCACCAUUUUUCUUUCCUUCUCUUUCCCUCUCACUUUAUCUGUCUUCCUCUCUCUUUCUCCCACUGUUCAUUAUCUACUUCAGUCUGUUUAUUCUCUAAAAUCCCCACCUACCCUAAAAAAAGCACCCUACUCAGUCAUCUCUCUCUCUCUCUCUCUAUCUAUCUAUCUUUCUAUCUUUAUCUGUGCUCUCUUUCACUUUUGUUAUCUGUCUCUAUUUAUCACUCCCUUUCUUUUCUUCUCUCUCUCUAUAUCUAUUUCUAUCUUGCCCAUUCUCUCUGCCCACUCUCUCUCUUUGUUAACGCAAAACGCUUAUGAAGCAAGAAAAAAUUCAGUCUUUCUUUCUUCCUUCCUUUCUUUCUCCGUUAACGCAUUAUCUAUCUAUCUAUCUAUCUAUCUAUCCCCUAUAUAUAUAUAUUUCAUUAUCUAUCUAUUGAAAUUUGUUCAUUCUUCUCUCUCUCUCUCUCUCUCUCUCUCUCUCUCUCUCUGUAUUUUGUUCAUUCUCUCUCUCUCUCUCUCUCUCUCUCUCUCUCUCUCUCUCUCUUUAUCUAUCUACCUAUCUAUCUAUCUAUCUAAAUACGCAACUUUCUUAAUAUGUUUUCUUUAG
Acanthosepion pharaonis is the source of this 669-nucleotide messenger RNA. NCBI's taxonomy places the organism in Eukaryota, Metazoa, Mollusca, Cephalopoda, Sepiida, Sepiidae. The record is from the annotation of a GenBank genome assembly.